GUCAGAAAAAAAAAAGUUUGCAGAAUGUCCCACACCGAAAAAAAAAAAAUCCGAAACCGAGUGAAAAAAACCUGCGAGUGGGCCUGGCGGAUGGGAUUAUUCCAGCCUCGCCGGAGCCGCGGCUCGCCCUCCCGCUCCGCCAGCCUCCGGGAGAGCAGCCGCGCCCGCCGGCCCGGCCCCCAGCCCCAUGGACCUCCGAGCAGGGGACUCGUGGGGGAUGCUGGCUUGCCUGUGUACCGUGCUCUGGCACCUUCCUGCGGUGCCAGCUCUAAAUCGCACAGGGGACCCAGGGCCUGGGCCCUCCAUCCAGAAGACCUACGACCUCACCCGCUACCUGGAGCACCAACUCCGCAGCUUGGCUGGGACCUACCUGAACUACCUGGGGCCCCCUUUCAACGAGCCUGACUUCAACCCCCCUCGGCUGGGGGCAGAGACGCUGCCCAGGGCCACCGUCAACCUGGAAGUGUGGCGAAGCCUCAAUGACAAACUGCGGCUGACCCAGAACUACGAGGCCUACAGUCACCUCCUGUGUUACCUGCGGGGCCUCAACCGCCAGGCCACCACGGCUGAGCUGCGGCGCAGCCUCGCCCACUUCUGCACCAGCCUCCAGGGCCUGCUGGGCAGCAUUGCAGGUGUCAUGGCAGCCUUGGGCUACCCUCUGCCCCAGCCCCUGCCUGGGACUGAGCCCACCUGGGCCCCUGGCCCUGCUCACAGUGACUUCCUCCAGAAGAUGGACGACUUCUGGCUGCUGAAGGAGCUGCAGACCUGGCUGUGGCGCUCAGCCAAGGACUUCAACCGGCUCAAGAAGAAGGUGCAGCCUGUGGCGGCUGCAGUCACCCUGCACCUGGAGGCCCGUGGCUUCUGACCCCUGACUUUAACCACCUCCUCUCCGUUCCCUCCAGAGGAGAGGGAGCCCCGUGUGCCCACGCUCGUGAGUCCGUAGACAGACCCACGAGCCUCUGGCCUUCUCCUGGUCUGGGGAAGCUGGGAUGCACUGGGCCCCAUCCCCUCCCCAUUGCCCAGAGUCCUUUGGGGCUGGGGAAGAGGUGCAAUAGGCCUGUUCCCACAGGAGGUCAGGCUCAAGGGAUUCCAGAGGGCUUCAAGUUGGUGCCCCAGCUCUCAUGGCCUCUUAUCUCCGGCCUACCACUUGCCUGUGCCAACCUGGCUCCUGCGGCAGGUCUUCCAGAAGCACAUAUGGAGGGCAGGGUUGGGGAUACCCUAGCAUGUACCUUCUUGGGGUGAAGCCCUUUGGCUGCCUCACUUCCUUGGGUUGCUCCCUAGCUCCCAAUAACGAUACCUGCACGUUAGGAGACAUACACGGCUGUGCGUCUAACAAGAGACAGGAUUCCUGGGGGAGAGGAGAGGCUGCCCUGCA
Messenger RNA from Ochotona princeps (American pika), 1375 nucleotides. It is a transcript of the gene CLCF1, whose product is annotated as cardiotrophin like cytokine factor 1. The coding region runs from base 188 to 865 and encodes 225 amino acids. The transcript has 3 exons. NCBI's taxonomy places the organism in Eukaryota, Metazoa, Chordata, Mammalia, Lagomorpha, Ochotonidae. The record is from RefSeq and is a predicted model, not a curated record.